Molecule: messenger RNA, 458 nt
Organism: Papilio xuthus (Asian swallowtail)
Lineage: Eukaryota; Metazoa; Arthropoda; Insecta; Lepidoptera; Papilionidae
Exons: 3
Coding region: 78-455 (125 amino acids)
Source: RefSeq, a predicted model, not a curated record
GCGGCUGACGCGCAGCGCCACCCACUCGCCCAGCCCCGCCCACUAACGACGACGUCCCGCCCCUCGUGCUCAUCACCAUGGCAGCGGAGAUCGUCUGGUGGAACAUUACAUACAUCAUGAAGACCAGGAUUAAUAAAAACUUUUGGAGGAAUCGCUGGAAUGCAGUAACGCCUAUCGCAAGUCCAGUAGACACGGUGAAUCUUACCACAGCGAUGGACAACUUGCAUAUUGAAAGUGCACACAAUAACUUCUUCUUUGGCUCCGGAUUGAUGAAUGCACAGGAGUGCUGGAAAUGCUUUUGGAAAGGGAAAACUUGCAAAGAAGGUUCAAAGAAGAAAGAAAUUUUGGCUUGCAUAAAAUUACCCGGUGUGAAUGCGAAGAAACUUGGUUAUUUCCAGAUCCAAUUUUACGACUAUUUGCUAAACAUUUUCUUAAUUAAUAAAAUACGUAAAUAAUUG